AUGGCAUCUGCUGGUUUGCCUAAAAGUGAGAGUGCACACAUUAUGGCAUCUACUACCUUGCCUGAAAGUGAGGGUGCACGGACUUCGGCAUCUGCUUCUAUACCUGAAGGCAGGAGCAGCCAUGGUCGUAGCAUUACUUCUUCCAGUGAGAGCCAAAGGAUUUUAUCAGCCACUCAGCAUCUGUUGUUUCAUUGUAGUAACACUACUGUAGAAAGGAGCAAUGUGGAUCAAAAUUGCCCCAUAUGGGUAUUCUUGUGUAUUGUAAAAGGAAAAAAUGUAGUUGCAUAUGUUAGGUGGAAUAGCUUCUUUGAAACCAGAGAGCCCGCAAUCACAAAUCAAUUUGAGGAAAAACUGGGACAAGGAGGUUACGGAACUGUAUUCAAAGGAAAACUUUCCAAUGAAAUUCUUGUUGCUGUUAAGCUCCUCGACAAUUCCACAGGGAAAGGGGAAGAUUUCAUUAAUGAAGUGGGAACAAUAGGUAGAAUCCACCACGUCAAUGUUGUUCGCCUGGUGGGGUUCUGUGCUGAUGGAUUCAAACGAGUUUUUGUUUAUGAGUUCUUACCAAAUGAUUCAUUACAGAAGUUCUUGUUUACUGAAAACCACAAAAAACAUUCAUUUGGUUUGGAGAAGCUGCAAGAUAUUGCUCUGGAAAUUGCCAAGGGAAUUGAAUAUCUUCACCAAGGGUGCAAUCAACGAAUACUUCAUUUUGAUAUAAAGCCUCACAAUAUCUUGCUAGACCACAACUUCAAUCCAAAGGUCUCAGAUUUUGGCCUAGCAAAGUUGUGUUCCAAGGAACAAAGUACAGUGUCUAUGACUGCGGCCAGAGGGACCAUAGUGUCACGAGCUUAA
Cornus florida is the source of this 849-nucleotide messenger RNA. Its product is annotated as rust resistance kinase Lr10-like. Gene Ontology annotation, molecular function: ATP binding; protein kinase activity. The coding region runs from base 1 to 849 and encodes 282 amino acids. The transcript is spliced from 3 exons. Gene Ontology annotation, biological process: protein phosphorylation. The record is from RefSeq and is a predicted model, not a curated record. NCBI's taxonomy places the organism in Eukaryota, Viridiplantae, Streptophyta, Magnoliopsida, Cornales, Cornaceae.